GCAAGGUGCAUUUACGAAUUGUCUAAUUUUAUCAUACACUUCGCAUUUGCGAAUCCUUCGAACAUGAAAAUUAAUGAGUAGUAUAAAACUUGGAUUUAGCAAUAUGCAUUUACGAAAUUCGUAAAAUGCUCUCAAUAAUGUGUAUUUACCAACUGACCGAAUCAAACGAACUGGAGUUUUCAUUUUCAUGGUAUGAAAGUGUUGAAACAACAGUUUGCACGGUGCGAAGUGCAUUUCGUUUUUGAACACCUUGGCCGCACAAUUGUUAUUUUGAUCAAAUGCAUUUGGUAUUUGUUCAUGAAACGAUGUCAUCUGUUCAUGCUGUCAACUUUCAUGCGAAACAACAUUGAAAUUACGUGUUAAAGAUAAAAUCACAUACAAGAAAAAAUGAUCAAUGAAUAUUGCUAUAUGACAAAUAUCUCAAAAACUGUUAUCAAGCAGUACAACGAAAAAUAUUGUCAAUUAAAAAGUUGUGCUUGCUUUAAACUUAAAUCGCAUUGCAAAAAAAAAGCAAAUUAGAGCGAAAAAGUAUAACGUAAGUGUAACAUUUUGCUUAUAGACUAAUUAAAUAAAUAAAAAAAUUGUAUUAAUGGAAUAACACGUAUUGCAACCAUCAAAGAUCUUUUUUCUAUCGUUUUCUACCGAUAAAUGAUUAGCUAUAAGAAAUAACCAUCAGUAAGAGACUGAAAAAUAUCUGGCAUUCUCUCGUAAGAGUUCAGCAAAAUCUUCUGUCAUCCAACUAUAAGAGCCUGUGAUAGUUGUACCAUCAAACUUUAAGGAGAAGACUUCUCCUCAUACAGUUGAUUUUUUGACUGGAAUCAAAAUCGAGUUUUCUUCAACGCUGGAUAGCCGGAAGCGUUCUCUUUCAUAAUAUAUAUUGCUUCUGCUGGAAAAAAUUAGGUGUUGAUGGAUUUUUGAAUAUUUUUUCAGAAACUUCUUCACAGUUAGACCGAUGAAAUUCUUAUUUCUUUUACGCUUUUCUCACAACAGAGUUUCCACUUAGUAAAGUACAUAAAUCUAAAAGAAAAGGACCGAUGAUUCUUAGAUUCAACCAUCCAGAUUCAUUUGAUAGUAACCGCAGCUUCUACAACUAUUCCCCACGAUGAGAAACGUGUAACAGCCCCAAUUUCACUUUUGCACAGCUAUAACUUCUGAGAUAAUCAACAUUUUGAGCUAAUAGCUUUAUCAUACGUAUUUAUACGACCGUCUAACACUUCUGCCAGUUUUGGACAUACGCUUUAGAGAAUUUUUCCUGAGAGAGAACCCUGUUUCAGAAAUUAUUACUACUGUGAUGGAGAAUCGAUGAAGAAUGUAUCGAAAAACACACAGAACAUUCGGGACCAUCUUCUUUCAAGCAUUCUCCUCUAAGGGAAACGCUGUUAUCAAAACUUUGCAGAAUAAAUGGAGAAUAAACGUUGAGAUUAUUAGAUCAAUCAGUUACAGUAAGCCAAAAGCUGUAAUAACUUUCUUCAUCUAUGAUCUUUAACUUAAGAUCGAGUUGUGCACAAUCUGAAAUAAGAGGAAAGUCUGAACUACAAAAUAAGGUCGAUCUUCUUUUUACAAAGUUAUAACUUUUUUAAUUUUUUACCUAAAAGAUAAAAACAGACUUAAUUUUUUUAGUUUUGUAAAUUUUUCUCUCCUUUCCAGUGCUUUCAAAAUAUUUUCUGAUACGUAGACUGAUAGAACAAAGUGUUUUCUUCAUCAAUAAUCUCCCAAAAAUUUUCAAUGGUUUUUCGCGGAGUAAAGAGUAUUAAUUUAUAUUUUUAUAUGAUCAAUACUAAAAUAAGGCUAUUUUUUAGUUAUUAUCGAUCCCGUUACUCAGAUAGAUGAUGAAUAUCGUUGUAGUGCGUCUCAAAAUAUUCAAAUUCAAGCUGUCCAACCAAUAUGGAAUAAAGAUGCAAGAUUUUCUAGUUGUCCAGUUGCUGAAACAAUUCUGCAGUAUUAUCGUUGUAAUGAAAUUACACGUUUUAUGUAUACAAGAACGUUUAUUCGUGACGAAGAUCGUAGUGCGACACUUGAUAUUGCUAAAUACUCGUCUGAACGGUAUGAAUUUUCCACUUUACUUCCUCUACCAAACGCAGCACAAUGGAUUUCAUGUGGUGAAUCUGUUAAAGUAUUUCUUAGUCCGUUAGAGAAUGCUGUUCAAAUGCUUGAUAAAACGCAUAGAGAAUUAAAAGCAUUGGUCGAGACAAAUGAAAUGGAUAAGGAGCUUAAUGUAACACCCUUGUUUGGAAAAACAGCCGGAAUUCUAGAUGCUGCUGUUAUGGGAGGAAAUGUGGUGGUCGAACAGAUACCAUUGUUAGAAAGAGCGUUGAUAAUUAUGAAAGAAAAAGCAAAAUCAGAAGCAUUUCCACAUUUUGAACAUUUACGUAAUAUUUUUAUGCAUUAA
This is a messenger RNA of Didymodactylos carnosus, 2389 nucleotides long. NCBI's taxonomy places the organism in Eukaryota, Metazoa, Rotifera, Eurotatoria, Philodinida, Philodinidae. The record is from the annotation of a GenBank genome assembly.